Sesamum indicum (sesame) is the source of this 1707-nucleotide messenger RNA. RefSeq names its product transcription factor HHO6. Gene Ontology annotation, molecular function: DNA binding; DNA-binding transcription factor activity. Gene Ontology annotation, biological process: regulation of DNA-templated transcription. NCBI's taxonomy places the organism in Eukaryota, Viridiplantae, Streptophyta, Magnoliopsida, Lamiales, Pedaliaceae. The record is from RefSeq and is a predicted model, not a curated record.
CUCUCUCUUUCUUUCUUUCUUUCUCUCUCUCUCUCUACGCACACAGCACAGCACACGCAGCAUACAUAUCGGCCUCACCUCUGUCAAAACUCAGCGUUGUUUAACAGAAUCUUCGCCUUCCGAUCCUUCAUUCCGUCCACUCUUUCUCUCUCUCUAUACUCCCCAUUUCCACUGAUUUUCGCUACCCAUAUUCAUCAAUCAAUCAAUCAAAAGAGGAAAGGGGAAAUAUCCAAGAUCUGGGAGGAAAAUGGGAUCGUUAAUUCCCCCGGAACUCAGCUUGGAUUCUAGGUUUUCCUCCAAACCGUACGUUCAUAAAAACAUCGGUGACUUCAUUGCGGAAGUUUCGAGGAUUCACAGCGCAUCUGAUAAGAUUUUGAAGCUUGAAGAUUACGUUAAUAGGCUGCAAGACGAGAUGAAGAAGAUCGAUGCCUUUAAACGCGAGCUCCCUCUUUGCAUGCUCCUCCUGAGCGACGCUAUUGUAACAAUGAAGGAGGAGUUAGCUCAGUGCAAGAAAUCAAACGUGGAACCAGUUUUGGAAGAAUUCAUACCAUUGAAGAAAAGCUGUACUGAUGACAAAGAUGAUAAAGUUGAGAGUAGUAAAGAAAAUAAUAUUAGCAGCAGAGAUAAAAUGAAUUGGAUGAGCUCUGUGCAGUUAUGGAACUCCGAUAAUCAUCCUAAUUGUCCAAGUACUGAUUUCAGCAACAACAAACCCAUCUUAAAACUAGAUAAAAACAAACAGAUAAUGGAGGAAGAAAUAACUCGGCCGGCAAUGGAUAAUUUGUUUCAGAGUAGCAAAAGCAGGACAGUGUUAAGGGCUUUUGUGCCUUUUAAGGGCUGUAAUAAUUUUCCGGUAAUGACAGUAAGGAAGGAGGACAGGGAUGAAUUGCCAGUUCCAGGGCUUUCUCUUUGCACACCAGAAAUCAAGAGUUCAAGGGAAGAGAUUAGUUGUAUUGGUUUUGGCCCAAAAUUCAGUUCCAGUAAAUCAGUGUCCUCUCCCACAACUAAUGUUGAAGCAAAUCUUAAGGCUGCACAGCAACAAUCUGCUCGUAAGCAAAGGAGAUGCUGGUCGCCAGAAUUGCAUCGCCGGUUUGUCAAUGCUCUGCAGCAGCUUGGAGGUGCUCAAGCCGCUACUCCUAAACAGAUCAGAGAGCUUAUGCAAGUUGAUGGUCUCACUAAUGAUGAAGUGAAGAGUCAUUUGCAAAAGUAUCGGCUUCAUACUCGAAGGGUCACAACAAAAGCCUCGACCACUCAGCCUGUUGGUUUGUGGAUGCCCCAACAACAAUGUGGUGAAUCCUUGAAGCAUAGCAAUUCCCAGUCUGCUUCCCCUGAAGGCCCUCUUCAGUUAGCUGGAUCCUGUCAUGGAGGUGAUAGCAUUGAAGACGAAGAUGAUUAAAAAUCAAAGAGCCACUGCUGGAAGAGUAACAAACACUUACUGGGAGAGAUGAUGUAUAUUUGGUCCACCAUGGAGUUUUGCAGAUACUGAUAGAGAAUCAUGGGAGGACUCUGAUCGUAAUAAUAAACUUAAUAUACCAUACAUAUGAAAAGAUUUUGAGGCAGAGUUGUAUGAAAAUUUUGCAGGCUUAGACUGAAUUGAAUUCUUCAAUUUUUUGUUCUUUCAUCAUAUGGAACUUCAAGUUAAGUCCCUCUCUUGAAAUGAUCAGUCAUCAAACCAUAAAAGAAAAAAAAAGGAAAAAGGAAAUUUUUGAG